This is a messenger RNA of Aureobasidium musti, 345 nucleotides long. The record is from the annotation of a GenBank genome assembly. Lineage: Eukaryota; Fungi; Ascomycota; Dothideomycetes; Dothideales; Saccotheciaceae.
AUGUACAUCCGUUCUCUCUUCGAAGCCAACGCCAACGUCCGCGAGCCCAGACAACAGAGAGUGAGCUCUAUCCAACCUUCCAAAACCACGCGCCUUCCUUCCUCGGAGUCCUUCAAACGCUAUCGCUAUACUCUACUGGAACCUCGUUCGCUGACUGUUCUCUCUUUCUCUUCCCACCAGAUCCUGUUCGACCAGACCGAAGAACUCCUCAAGCAGUGGAAGCACCCCGACCCAUACCGUCCUCCCACCGCUCCUGGUGGCAGCAAGUACGAGCGUAACUUGCCCUGCCCCAUCCUUGAGCGUACGUCCCCUCCGUCCAAUAUUUUCGACCAUCUCAGUCACUGA